Diaporthe amygdali is the source of this 4260-nucleotide messenger RNA. Its product is annotated as wd repeat-containing protein mip1. The record is from RefSeq and is a predicted model, not a curated record. Lineage: Eukaryota; Fungi; Ascomycota; Sordariomycetes; Diaporthales; Diaporthaceae. Bases 1 to 4260 code for a protein of 1419 amino acids. Gene Ontology annotation, molecular function: protein-macromolecule adaptor activity; protein binding. The transcript has 3 exons. Gene Ontology annotation, cellular component: TORC1 complex; cytoplasm. Gene Ontology annotation, biological process: positive regulation of cell growth; regulation of autophagy; positive regulation of protein serine/threonine kinase activity.
AUGCCUACCGCAGUCCGGACGUCCUCGGGCGCAGGCGUCAUCAACCUGGCCGCCUCCCGCCCGGACGCCCAACCAAAGUCUACCGCGCCGCGCCCGCAAACAGAGAAUGGCAUCCCCCGCCGCAACUCGACUAGCAGUCACAAGCGACCCUCCAGCGCCCCCGGCGACGAGAAUAACAAGCCGAAUGGCGCGCACAGCGCCGACCUCCCGGCAGAAAGGCCGAGGAAGCCGCCACUGAUGCGCUCCAAGAGCGACCAUCCGUCGAGGGGCUUACACAUAGAUACCAGCACCGACUCCUCCAAUGACGAACAGACGAUAGCAGCUGCCGAGGACUUUGGCACCCGGCACGGCUUCGACGGACACUAUCAAAGCGAGGACAUAAUAUCCCAGCUUGCCAAUGGCUGGUACAUGUAUUUCACAGACAAGAGGCACGAGACGACGGGGAAGCCAAAGGCAGAACCAUUUAAUAUCCAAGACUGGCGAAUGAGAGACCGCCUGAAGACAGUCUCUGCAGCACUUGCUGUGUGCCUCAACAUCGGCGUCGAACCCCCAGAUCAGUUGAAGACUAAUCCAGGCGCAAAGUUGGAGGCCUGGCAGGAUCCGACGGUUCCACCGGUCCAAAAAGCACUCGAGAAUAUCGGCAAGACAUUACAGGGACAGUACGAGACACUCGCCAUCAGGACAAGAUAUAAGCAGUACUUGGAUCCGUCGGUCGAGGAGACCAAGAAGUUCUGUGUCUCUCUCCGUCGAAAUGCGAAGGACGAGCGAGUCUUGCUCCACUACAAUGGCCAUGGUGUGCCAAAGCCGACGGCAUCGGGUGAGAUAUGGGUUUUCAACAAGAAUUACACCCAGUAUAUCCCAGUGUCAUUGUACGACCUCCAGCAGUGGCUCUCGGCGCCUACGAUAUUCGUCUGGGACUGCUCCGAGGCUGGCAAUAUCUUGAGCAACUACCACCGGUUCGUCGAGAAACAUGAACAGGAACAGGAUGAGCUGGCCGCGCGCGAUUCGAAUUACGAAAAGGCGAACUUCAAGCCUUACAUCCACUUGGCAGCGUGCGCAGUCAAGGAGAACCUGCCAACAAACCCACAGCUUCCAGCAGACCUGUUCACCUCCUGUUUGACCACGCCAAUAGAGAUGGCGCUGUGGUUCUUUGCCCUCCAGAACCCGCUCAACAAGGAUCUGACACCUGAACGAGCCAAGAAGCUCCCGGGCCGUCUUCAAGAGAGACGUACUCCGCUGGGCGAGCUUAAUUGGAUCUUCACGGCCAUCACAGACACGAUUGCCUGGACGGUGCUUCCGCGACAUCUCUUCAGGAAGUUCUUCAGGCAAGACCUCAUGGUCGCUGCUUUGUUCCGUAACUUCCUUCUGGCACAGAGGAUCAUGUCCGUGUACGGCUGCCAUCCUGAAUCAUACCCGAAGCUGCCAGAUACACACAACCACCCCCUGUGGGAUAGUUGGGACUUGGCUGUGGAUAUGGCACUUUCUCAGCUACCGGCCUUGGAGAGGAAGGAGACUGAAGGCAUCGAAUACGAGUAUCAGAGCUCGACUUUCUUCACCGAUCAGUUGUCAGCCUUCGAUGUGUACCUCACAAGAGGUGAUGCGAUGCUACAGAAGCCCCCGGAGCAGCUCCCAGUUGUUCUUCAAGUACUACUGAGCCAGCAGCACAGGGUCAGGGCGCUGAUCUUACUAGGGAGAUUCUUGGAUCUCGGUCCUUGGGCAGUUCAACUCUCACUCAGCAUCGGCAUUUUCCCAUACGUGCUCAAGCUGCUCCAGUCGACUCACGCGGAGCUCAAGCCGGUCAUGGUCUACAUCUGGACUCGCGUGCUUGCUGUUGAUAUUACAUGUCAACAAGAUUUGAUCAAAGACAGCGGCUAUAACUACUUCGCUCAGAUAUUGAAACCGUCAGAGGUGCUUGUAGUAACCAACAGCGAUGAGCACAAGGCUAUGUGUGCAUUCAUUCUUGCUAUGCUCUGCAAGGACUACAAGCCCGGCCAAGUCGUAUGCAAUCAAACGGACAUCAUGUCGUACUGUCUGCACUAUCUACAGAACGAGGACAACCCGCUGUUGCGACAGUGGUCAUGUCUGUGUCUCAGCCAACUCUGGCUGAAGAUGCCUGAGGCGAAGUGGCGGGGAAUCAGGGAGGGUGCGCCCACGAAGCUUUCUGCUUUGACCAAGGAUCAGUGCUGCGAAGUUCGAGCGGCUAUGCUUGUUGCGAUGACAACUUUCAUUGGUAUCCCAGACUUGACGGCAGAAGUGCAAAGGAUAGAAGAAGCGAUUACAUGGACGCUGUUAGACAUGACCAACGAUGGUAGUCCGAUGGUUCGACGAGAACUGCUGGUCUUUCUGUCUCACUUUGUCCUCCGGUACGAGAGCAAGUUCGUCGUCGCGGCCUACGAACAUCUCUUGGAGGAAAAGGAGUACCUGCUUUACCCGCCUAGAGAUGAUGUUUUCGACCGGCAGAACAUGCUGCUGCACUACGCACGGCCCGCAAAUCGCGACAAAGAUGGUUCCAUCAAGCCCCAGGCGGAGGGGUUUUCUAAUAACACUGUCAUCGCGGCCGCCUGGAAACACAUCAUGAUAAUGAGUGUGGAUCCUCAUCCCGAGGUUCAAAAGGAUGCGACCGCUGUCACAGACUACGUGCACAACACACUGCUCCACUCUGCCGUCGGUGCACAAGCGCAGAACCUCAUGGAAGAGAUACAACGUAGGACGAAGCGUACCUUCAUGAAGAACCAAGCCUCUCACCAGCGGACCAAUACGAACUUGUCAGUAGCCUCUGACACAUCAGUGCCGGCGUCUCCGGGUCUGUUGAAGAGAACCUUCAGCACGAUAUUUGGGCUUGGAGCCGGUGCGGACAAUCUCAACGCAUUGUCAACACCACCGCCCUCUCAGUCGGCUUCCAGAACAGGCUCACUGAGGAACAGGACGGGCCUUCCCGAUGCUCCUCCAGAGCAGAAUGAGCAGUCUCAGGCGCCUGCCAAUUAUCAUGUUGCUGAAGAACCCGUAUCCGCUGGAUUUGAAGAGCGGGACAUGAAGGAAAUCCCUUCGCUCCCAUUGCCGAGUGGUUUCCUAGAUUGGUCGAUCGAGUAUUUCAGGGAGCCGCAAAUGAAGCCUAACGAGGCCGAGGAACCUGGCAGUGUAGAGUAUAAUGCGCGGUUAUGGAGGCGAUCAAGGAACGAGAGCAUUCUCCGAGAAACGCAGCCUCAGAAAUCUCAUGCCGGGUCGCAUAAAUGGAACCAACAGCUGGCACUCAUCAACAAUGGCGCUCAACCAUCAAAGAUGACGUUCCACCAGUUUGAAGACCAUCUGGCCGUCGCAGACGAUGCCAAUACCGUCUAUGUCUGGGACUGGAAGCUGCAAAAGCGGAAGAGUAGGUUCUCGAAUGGCAAUCCGGAGGGAUCCAAGAUCAGCGACAUCAAGUUUAUCAAUGAGGACGACCAGGCGUUCCUGAUGACCGGAUCCUCAGAUGGUGUCAUUCGGAUGUACCGCAACUACGCUCCCUCUGAUGACGAAGCCCAUCUCAAGAACAAGAAGCCAGAGCUCGCCUCGUCCUGGCGAGCUCUGACGCACAUGGUCGCGAGCAACGUCAAUUCGGGCAUGGUAUUUGACUGGCUUCAAGUCAACGGUACGGUCUUGGUUGCAGGCGAUGUUCGUGUGAUACGGGUGUGGAACGCCAGCUCGGAGACGUGCAUCAUGGACAUUCCCGCGCGGUCUGGCAGCUGUGUCACCUCGUUGACGUCGGACCAGAUGACAGGGAACAUAUUUGUUGCCGGGUUCGGCGACGGUGCGGUGCGCGUGUUCGACCCGCGGCUGAAGCCACAAGAUGCAAUGGUGCGAAAGUGGAAAGACGAGCCUGACAGACAAUGGAUCCGCAGUGUGCACAUGCAGCGAGGCGGGCAGAGGGAGCUCGUCUCGGCAUCGAGGAACGGAAAGGUCCGGCUGUGGGAUAUUCGCAAGGACCAGCCCCUGAAGGUAUUCCAAACAACGAAGGAUGUGCUGAGGACGGCGAGUGUGCAUGAGCAUUUGCCGGUCUUUUGUGUUGGCACCUCGGCCCACAUAGUUAAGGUGUUCAACUUCCACGGCAAGGAGCUCUCGCGCUCAGAACCAUACUCGAGCUUCCUUGGACAGAACCGCGGCUCGCCCAUCUCUGCAACUGCCUUCCACCCACAUCGCAUGGUCAUGGGCGCCGCAGCGAGGGGGGACCAUCAUAUCAACGUUUUCAGCUGUACGAACGAGCCGGCAUUCGGCAACAAUCUCUAA